Ficedula albicollis (Collared flycatcher) is the source of this 4808-nucleotide messenger RNA. It is a transcript of the gene REL, whose product is annotated as v-rel avian reticuloendotheliosis viral oncogene homolog. The record is from RefSeq and is a predicted model, not a curated record. Gene Ontology annotation, cellular component: cytoplasm. The transcript has 12 exons. Gene Ontology annotation, biological process: cellular response to stress; regulation of transcription by RNA polymerase II; non-canonical NF-kappaB signal transduction. NCBI's taxonomy places the organism in Eukaryota, Metazoa, Chordata, Aves, Passeriformes, Muscicapidae. Gene Ontology annotation, molecular function: DNA-binding transcription factor activity, RNA polymerase II-specific; RNA polymerase II cis-regulatory region sequence-specific DNA binding. Bases 1 to 2193 code for a protein of 730 amino acids.
AUGCUUACUUUUUGCCUUAAUGAGGAAAAAGCAAAGAGGAAAAAAGUGACAGAAGCUGUUGAGCCUGAAAAGACCAGCGAAAACUCCUGGCUGUAUUUUUGUAAUUACCUCAUCACACUUCUGAUAAAGAGUGUGAUCCUGUGCAUUAUUCCAGUAAAUGAAGAGCAGAAGAGAAACGGUCGCAGGGUGCAGGCGCAGGGCUCGUGCCCAGCCCAAGCCCUGUCCCAAAGGAAACCAAGGACUCUGGUCCUCUGCACAAAAAAUCCUCUGCCCCCUCCACCUGCCGUGGGGUGGCUGUGGGGGCUGGUGCCCUUUCCCCGGGCUCGCAGGGGGCUGCGGCCGUCCCCGUGGGGUGGCUGUGGGGGCUGGUGCCCUUUACCCGGGCUCGCAGGGGGCUGCGGCCGUCCCGUCCCACGCCCGGCGCGGUUUCCUGCCCCGGGGGCGGGCGGGGUCCCGGAGCUGCGUGUGACAAUGACACUGCCACGUGUGGCCGGCUCAGAGCGUCACUGCUGGCCCGGCUGCUGCCACCGGGAACACCCACGGCCCCCGGGACUCAGCACAGUGCCGGGGGUGUUGUCCAGCCUGCAGUGGUGGUGGUGGGCACUCCUUGCUGCUCGUGUCAUGUUGGAUAUCACCACGGAUAAAGGUGGCCCUGAGCCCUACAUUGAAAUAUUUGAGCAACCCAGGCAAAGGGGCAUGCGAUUCAGAUACAAAUGUGAGGGAAGAUCAGCAGGCAGCAUUCCAGGAGAGCACAGUACUGAAAACAAUAAGACCUUCCCUUCCAUCCAGAUUCUGAACUAUUUUGGAAAAGUCAAAAUAAGAACCACGUUGGUAACAAAGAAUGAGCCCUACAAGCCACACCCUCAUGAUCUGGUUGGAAAAGACUGCAGAGAUGGCUACUACGAAGCUGAGUUCGGGCCAGAGCGGCGAGUCCUGUCUUUCCAGAACUUGGGCAUUCAGUGUGUGAAGAAGAAAGACCUGAAGGAAUCCAUUUCUUUACGAAUCUCGAGGAAAAUUAACCCUUUCAAUGUGCCCGAGGAGCAGCUGCACAACAUCGACGAGUACGACCUCAACGUGGUGCGGCUCUGCUUCCAAGCCUUCCUCCCUGACGAGCAUGGCAACUACACCAUAGCCCUGCCUCCUCUGAUUUCCAACCCCAUCUAUGACAACAGAGCUCCCAACACCGCAGAAUUGAGAAUUUGUCGUGUGAACAAGAACUGUGGAAGCGUCAAAGGAGGGGACGAAAUAUUUCUGCUGUGUGACAAAGUUCAGAAAGAUGACAUAGAAGUCAGGUUUGUCCUGGACAACUGGGAGGCCAAAGGCUCCUUCUCCCAAGCCGACGUUCACCGCCAAGUCGCCAUCGUGUUCAGGACGCCGCCGUUCCUCAGAGACAUCACCGAGCCCGUCACGGUGAAGAUGCAGCUGAGGAGGCCCUCUGACCAGGAAGUCAGUGAGCCCAUGGAUUUCAGAUACCUGCCAGAUGAAAAGGAUCCAUAUGGCAACAAAGCAAAAAGGCAAAGAUCAACGUUGGCUUGGCAGAAGCUCAUACAGGACUGUGGAUCAAACACGAUGGAGAGGCCCAAAGUAACCUCAUUCCCUGUUGUCACUCCUGAAGGGAAGCUGAUCAAGAAAGAGCCCAACAUGUUUCCCUCCUCGCUGAUGAUGCCGGCGGGGCUGGGAGCGCUGCCCAGCCCCAGCCAGCUGGGGAGCGCCCUGCCCGCCUUCCCGGACAGCGCGCUGGGCUGGCCCGACGACAAGGACUCGCCCUUCUUCCGGACCUACGGCGGCACCAACGGGCUGGGAGCCGUGGUGGUGUCGGCGGCCGAGCUGCAGAACCUCCCCGGCGGCGCCCCCGGCGUGGUGGGCAUGGACACGGACGAGCUGAGCUGCAGCAGCAUCAGCCUGGAGAAGUUCAGCGCCGUGCUGGGCGCCGCCAGCCAGCGGCAGCAGCUGCAGCUGCCCCAGGCUGGAGCUAACGCGGGCAGCGGAGCCGCUGCCUUCGCCUCGCAGCCCGGGCUGGCCGACCCUGCCUACGGCUUCAUGGAGCAGGAGGUGCUGAGCGAGCCCAGACUGUCCGGCGGCCACCAGGGCGGCCUGGCCGACGGCCACUUCUACGACACCGACGGUGUCCACGCCGAGGAGCUCUACCAGUCCUUCCCCUUCGAUAGCAUUUUACAGAGCUACAACCCCUGAGCUCCCCGGGCCGUGCUGCUGCGUGGAGAGGAGUAAUUCACCCUUCUGGAGUCCCUGCUUUCUCUUUCAGAAUGUUGCUGUGCGAGUUUCGUGAUGUAACUUAAAGGUUAUUUAUUGCAGCCCGUGAAGGGGGAGGUGGGAGUUAGGUUUGGGGUUUCUUAAAAUUACCUUGUAGAUGUAUUUUUGCGCUGUUGGAAGUGGGAACUGUUAACACUUAAAGCUUCCUUACCUUUGGGGACUGUAAAAGCUGGCAUCUUCAGAAGGGUUAAAAUUUCAAAUACUUCACAGAGUUGAAGUUGUUGUGAAAUAGCCAUUUUUGCUAUAGAAAUUAAAUUUAAAUUUUGAUAGGACAGAAAUUAGGAAAAAAACAAACCCUGCACAUGAGCACUCUAGUUCAGUCUCAUCUAAUGAAUGACAUCUGAGUUCUGCUCAACUUACUGGAAAGGUUUAGGUUUUUAACCCCCUUUCUAUAAAUAUUCUUCUCCUAAAAUGAGAACACGUAUUGAUUUUCCACGCUGUCACCACACUCCAUUUGCUUUGAAGGCAAAUUUACUCGUAAAUUUUUUUUAAUGACUAUGUCAUUGUUAGAUAUAUUUUAAAAGACCGGAAGGUUUGAGUUUUUAAAUAGUCCAGCUCUGUUGUAAAGGAAAUCACUGCACAAGAGAAGGAACAGAAAGUGAGGACUUGUCUGCACUUCAUCCAGAGUGCACUAUUUUACAAGCCAUGCCCCUGUUGCUCUGCAAGUUGUGUGUGUGUGUGUGUAGCUGCGAUGUGAGUGAGAUUUGGACAGGCAGAAAUCUCUGGAGCCGAAGUAUCCACUUACUUUUUCCUCAGGUAUCCCGGCAGUUUCCUGCUAUGCAAGUGACUGCUUCAAAGAAGGCUCAGAUCCUGCCUCCCCAGCACCACCCCCUCCCAGGAGGGCAAAGCCAGAGGCUGCCUUGGUGCAGCCUCACCUCUAUUAACAACUUUUAAAGCCAUUUCAGUCAGUACUAAUUAAAAACACUCCUCUAUCCUCUGUAUCAGGAACCAGAACUUCUUCCCUCCCACUUGAUUCCCAGUCUUCGCUCUUAGCCUGAGCAGGAGCUGUUCCUGACACCUCCAGCUGGAGGUAACUGGCUGGGUAAGACACUCUGGCCUUGGCUACUUUAUUAUACUGUUAUUUUUUAAGAAGCAACACAGAAAAAUGUCUGAGUAUUUCUUAAGGGACACAGAUGCUCUUUGGGGCAGAUAAGGCUUAAGGGUCUCUGUUGUUACCUUUCGGUGACUUAAAACUGCACAAUGAGAGCAGCAAUGAAAAAAAGCAAUAAAAUGUCCAAAACCCACCCCUCAAAUCAAAAAGGCCACUUGAGAGUUGUACUCAAAGAAAGGUGCUCCAGAACCCCUCUGUGGCUUACAGAAUGCAGGGAUGCCUUCCCUGCAGGAAUGCACUGCAGUGGGAGCGCUCCGGUGCUGCUGCUGGAGUUCCACCAGUCAGGGGAACUUGGGAAACUGCUUCCCCUAACUCCAGGUGCACAACAACAUGAAUUGACUCUCCCUGUUUUAAAGCAGUUUUUUCUCACUUCUGCACCUCUCCUCCAUACUCUUAAGCAAUAGGAAGACCAAAGAAAUACACAGAAAGUUUGAAACGUGUUGUUUAUUCAGUUCUUUUUUUUUUUUUUGAAGUUCUCAGUUUUAAGUAUAUUAAAUGUAAACAUUUUACUCACUUCAUAGAAAGCUCUUUAUAGUACAAUUUGUUUUUACUGUAUAAUUAAAUAUUUUCAAAGUUCUGUUUUCCUUUGUAAAUGAGUUGGUUUGGUAAUUAAAAAAAACUGGUUAUACCAAGUGCUCAAGCUUCUGCAACCUCCUCGGCUUCGUACAUCCCUCACCACAGGAAAAGGGAACAAGGUAGGUUACUGGUUGCUUAUCCUGGGUUUUUUGGGGGUAUUUUCUGCUCCCUGUUGCUGGUGGCCACUAUAAAACCUCAGGCACCUGAGGGCUCAUCUGUCUCAGCAGGUUUUGUGGCAGAGCUGUUGUGUUUUUAGGCAGAGGGGACAAGGGCACGGAUGCUUUUGGCUGAGCUGUGUGCUAGUACAGCUUUCUCCAGGCCCAGCUGAGCUGAUGCAAUACCAAAAUGCAGGGGGGAAAUACGAGAUGAAAUCUGCCUCUCACAAAACACCCAGUUGGAGCACUCACAAAAAUAUUCCUAAAAAUCAGGUGAAGGCCCAAGUACAACGUGAAUAUUAUUGCUGUACAUGUAUAUUCAGUACACGGUGGUUCCAAAACUGGACUGGAAAGUUCAGACCCCCAGAUUACAUUUCUCAGUUUCAUAUUUGCACGUGAUUGGUGCCCAGGAACUGCCUGAAGAGCUCAGGGGUAUUUGCAUAUCAGCUUCCACCCCCCUCCACUUCAGAUACUUCAGAUUUACUUAAAAAUAAACAGCCUGGGAAUUUUGGGAGGAGCUCUCUGCCUUGCCCAGAGAGGAGCUCAGACUCGGCACACUGAGGGUCAUCUUUUUGGCCUUGUUUAUCCUGGAUUCUGCCUGGGAUCCCCACGUGCAGCAGGAGCUGCAGAGAGAAGAGCUUUGUGUGUCCUUGGCAUUACUGCAGCAGCCAUUUCCCUCUCCCCCUUUUGGCUCC